This is a messenger RNA of Branchiostoma floridae (Florida lancelet), 909 nucleotides long. RefSeq names its product alpha-dioxygenase 2-like. Gene Ontology annotation, biological process: response to oxidative stress. Gene Ontology annotation, molecular function: peroxidase activity; heme binding. The record is from RefSeq and is a predicted model, not a curated record. The transcript is spliced from 2 exons. Lineage: Eukaryota; Metazoa; Chordata; Leptocardii; Amphioxiformes; Branchiostomatidae. Bases 1 to 909 code for a protein of 302 amino acids.
AUGGGGUUUCUUGCAUGGUACCAGUUACCAGUGCUGGUGGCCAUCGCGUGGCUCGCGUAUCAGCGGCAAGUAUUGGAGAAAAGUGCUCUUCACGACACCUACACGACAGACGACGACAAGCCUUCCGUGUCCUGCCCCGACUCGACCCUCCAUGCUCGGACGGCAGACGGUAGCUGUAACGACUUGGACGACCCGACCAUGGGGAUGCGCCUCUACCGCUUCGGCAGGAACGCACCCAUCGAGAAAACCUUCGUCGACAACAAGAACCUCCUGAAACCGAACCCACGACACAUCUCCAACAAGUUGUUCAAGAGGGAAGAGUUCACUCCCGCUACCUCUAUCAACCUCUUAGCGGCGGCCUGGUUACAGUUUCAAACACACGACUGGUUCGAUCACGGUCUUAAUCAGAGGGACAAUCACAUCUCUGUUCCCUUGUUCGAAGGCGAUGAGUUGCUGAGACGUGGAGUUCAUUCGCUGAAAGUUUUCCGGACUGUUUCUGAUCCGUCUCAAAUGCAAAAGGACCGCCCGAAAACGUUCCGCAACGCCAACACCCAUUGGUGGGACGCCUCGCAACUCUACGGAAGCGAUGCGGAAACCCAACUGGCUCUCCGAGAGAUGAAAGACGGCAAGUUGAAGGUCACGUCAAGUGGAAUGAUACCUCUAGACGAAAAGACGGGCGUCGAAAAGACCGGAUUCUCCAACAACUGGUGGGUGGGGCUCAGCAUGCUACACAACCUGUUCACGCGAGAACAUAACGUGAUCUGUGACGUCAUGAAGGCAAAGUACCCGGAUAUGACCGACCAAGAACUCUUCGACAAAGCUCGGCUCGUCAAUGCUGCUGUGAUGUCCAAACUGCACACUGUGGAGUGGACCCCUGCUCUUCUGUACAACGACAUCUUGGAUACAUAA